Molecule: messenger RNA, 2248 nt
Organism: Mercenaria mercenaria
Lineage: Eukaryota; Metazoa; Mollusca; Bivalvia; Venerida; Veneridae
Exons: 9
Coding region: 269-1708 (479 amino acids)
Source: RefSeq, a predicted model, not a curated record
CUUCGUUUUCUAUGUAGCUAAAAUAAGUUUCCUUAGUACACCCACUUUGGGAAGUUUAUUUGUCUUGAUUUUGCAUAUAUUGUUAAGCGAGUAAAGAGAUCACCAUAAAGUUUUAAAACACCGGUUAAUAAAUAAUAAAAACAACUGACAAAAGCGAGAACUUGUCAGCGAGAACUGCUUUCGAGGAAGAGGGAAGAGAAAUUUUCGGAGGGAAGAGAAACAAACAAGAAAUCUAACACGUCAGUUUUGCUGAAUCUGCAGAGAAAAAAUGAAGACAUUUAUAUGGACAAACAAUUGUUCAUACCGGACAUGGUUUUGUACCGGAAAAGAAAGCAACAGAACUCGAUUUGAACGUCAACAGUCUUGCAACUUGUACCGUACAAAGAAAUCUUCAAGCAACACAAAACACAAUCAGUCAGGAGACGAACUUGAUGGUAUAUAUCCUGCGGAAAUUUGUGAAAUAAUAAUGCCCAAAGCACCAAAAAGUUUACCUGCUUCGUUCAACAAGAUGCCCCCUGAUGAACAACCUUUGCUUAGUGAUAGGACCAUUUUGCACCGGUUUGGCAUAGUGAAUGAUAAGCCAGGCCAAAAGUCUUCAAUAUUCAUACUACAUAAUUAUGAAGGGCGUCCAGUAUUAGAUGAGUUUGGGGCAGAGUUAUGGACCUUUCAGAGCAGCAGGAAAGAUGGCAUUGUCUACAACCACCAUUUCCUUGUAAAUGUUAAAACAGAUGGGCCACUGGCAAUAAUGAAAUUCAGUAAUUAUGAUGAAAUAGUUCUACUUAACAACAGUUUUGUACCUGAUCUGACACAUACCGACGUACGAAACCUGUUCCAUAAUGUCAAGAUCGAUGGAAUGACAAGGUUCAAAUUAAUCAUUCGCCAGGUGGUAGAAGUCAGAUCGAAGAAGCAAUGGGAAUGGAUAGAUACUAGCGCCGUACUCGCCCCUGACGCCUUUCAGAAACAUGAUAACUACCCGACAGUAGAAGCACCGAAAUUUACACAGUUGCCAGGAGGUGUACAUGAAAUGAGAACUAUUGAGUAUUUCAAAAUUCCAGGAACGCAAUAUUACCUUGAUAUCAAAAAUGAAUCUGUAGUUGCCGAUGUUUUUACCCACACAGACGCUGAUAAAACAAAACGGAUUUGCAAAAUAUUGCGAUACAGUAUGAAGUCAGACGGGCUGAUACACUUUACAGCUGCUCUAUGUUCCACAACAAACACAAGAUACAUUGUUGUUGGGCAGGGAAACCAGAUAGAAUUAGAUAAAAAUCCAAUGUGGUUCGAAGUGUUAAACACUGGCAAUAACAUACAGUUUGAGAUGAAAGAUAAAUUCUUGGCAUUCAACUCAAAGACUCUCAAGAUAGAAGCGAACCACUCAGAAUACAUGUUUUCUGAAUUCUCCGCGGAUGAGGGUUUGGAUCAUCCCGAUAUUUCAGUUUCGAUCCCGAGUGAUAAAUCAUCAUUAUGCUUCGAUACUCGCCUGUCAUCACCAUCCAUUGACAUACCAGCAUCCCUAGCACUUUCAAUAGUAAACCUAUCGGCAGAUGAUACUGAUGUUACUGAGAUAAAUGGGAAGUCUAACAACCGGGAUAUUACCAUUUUUACGUCAGAUUCAGUUACAGAUACUGGUUCACAAGAAUAUGACAUUGGUGAAUCAGAUGGUGUAAACGAUUCUACUGUGGUAUAUAACAUUUACUUGCAGGAUAUCUAAUUCCUUUCAUCUACCAUCGACUUGGGUCAGAAAGGUCAACCGAUUACAAUGAGAAUCGAAUAAGUCAUUUUGCAUAAAAUUGUAAAGCCACCUUUUUACAAAUGUGGUGCCAGACGUGUGUUCUGUGUCAAAGAAAAAAAGAUUUAUUCCGAAGCCUGCUUAGUUUUUAAAGGUGCUAAAACGUUUUGUGAUUACCGUGACAAACCAUAUAUAAAUAAUUUGAUUUUGGAAAGAGAACGAAGAAACAGCUAUCCAAUUAACAGUAGUGUGUCGCCGUCUAGAAGGAACCUUUUCCUAAGCUAAACCUUGUUUUACAAAUUCAUUCGAAUAUGAAUAAAAGAUGUUGAGUUUUAAAUUGAGUGUAUGUGUAUAUUCUCUACUGACAAAUAAUGCAAUUUUGUAGUACUUGCUAAACUGUGUCAAGCAUGUUUCCGCUAUUUUUAACUUACCAGAAUAGAUUUAUACCUGAAUUCUUAAACACUUCAUCACAGUACUUUUUCGUAUGUAGUAAGAGAAUAUGAAUUAGAAUUUGAAACGGAA